Molecule: messenger RNA, 1888 nt
Organism: Cladophialophora immunda
Lineage: Eukaryota; Fungi; Ascomycota; Eurotiomycetes; Chaetothyriales; Herpotrichiellaceae
Exons: 3
Coding region: 147-1247 (366 amino acids)
Biological process (GO): translation; ribosomal small subunit assembly
Cellular component (GO): ribosome
Molecular function (GO): structural constituent of ribosome; mRNA binding; rRNA binding
Source: RefSeq, a predicted model, not a curated record
AAGCGGCAACAAUCGCCUGCCAGAAGGGGAAGCGGCUCUUGGCCGCGGACGGAGCUGCACCUCCGCUUCAAAGGCCAUUGACGAGAACUGCCUCUCCAAAACCUUGAAUCACUCUCUAUACCUGCGCACUUCACGCAACGGCAGUAAUGGCGCCUCGACUAUCCCUCUUCACAGUACGCUCAGUGCCCUUCAGGACGAAGCCUACGGUUCCGCAGAAAAGAUUUGCCCCUGCUCCUAGUCUACUGCAGCGGCGUGCAGCAAGCGAUGAUGCAGCGUCCAAAAACCAGUCUCCCAAAAAGACGCCCCUUCACCCUCAGGCAGAGGGCCCCACCAUGGACCAGUUGCCUCAUGUGACAGAAGAAGCAGCUGCAAUUGACAAAUCGAUGGGGAACACGCCUCCAGAUGUGGAACAGGGAACGCCGGUGCAGGAGAUAUUCAAGCGCGAUAAAGAUGCCCAAGACAAAGCGCCUCAAGUCAUGAAACAGGACUUGAACCCGGAUUCUAGCAGCAACAACGAGUCCCCCUCCGGAAGCCGUUCCUUUUCGACCGCUGCCAGGAGGAAUGCCGCAGAGAUGGAGGUGGCACCAAACUUGGGAGGAUCGGUAGAUCACUUGGUUCAGUUUCAGGAUACAAGAGUUGUCGGCCUGGAAUACCCGGACGCGGGCUUCGGGCACAAGUUUGGGUUACCGGAUCUGAAGCCGCUGGGCAAAGCGGUAAAUCUCAAGCGAAGAUAUGAUCCUGUGGUGGAGCAGGUGACACGAAGUCUCAUGAGGGAUGGCAAACUGAGUCGUGCGCAGAAGAAUAUGCAGUUCAUCCUCGAUGCCCUGCGAACCUCAUCCGCACCCCCCUCCAACAAGGAUCUCAUUAGUCCUUUACCCAUGCAGUCACUUCCCUUGUCACCAGUCGCCUAUCUCACCGCCAUCAUCGACUCUGUUGCCCCUCUUGUCAAGAUCCGCCAACAAAGAGGUCUGCUGGGUGGUGGUGCUUCCAUGCCCAUUCCCGUCCCUCUACGCCUUCGUCAGCGGAGAAGGACAGCCAUCCAAUGGAUAUUAACUUCCGCGGAGGGGAGAAGAGAAGAUAAACUGGCGGAACGUGUCGCGAAGGAGCUAUUGGGGGUCGCUGAGGGUAGGAGCUCUGCGUGGGAGAAGCGAGCAAGGGUUCACAAGAUGGCAAUCAGUGCAAGAGCCAAUGUUAAGAUUGCGGCGAACGGGAGGAGGAUCAGGACCAAGAGUAUCAGAGGGAAGUGAUUGUGCCCUGGUCUAAGUCUUGUGAUGAACCCUCAGAAGAGCAAAAAGAGCAAAAACUUAACACGAAGCAGCUCAUCUGGUUCGUGAUAAGCGAAACUCGCCCUUACGGGUUGGUUUUUCUCGGCCGGUUUUACUACGGGUAAUAUAUAAGUUGAGUCGGAGGAGGUUCGAGGGUUCAAAUCGAGGUCCUGCUGCCUGCUAGCCCGUUAUUGCUAGUUUGACCUGGCAGGACCCAGACUGGGUGUCGUCAGAUACGAACUCGAUUUCGCCCUAGUCGGGGUAGGGGGUCUUUGUGUGACAGAAAUUGGGGGAAGAAACAUGAUAAAGGUGGAAUUUCUGUGUGCAUGUGUGUGGGUGGGUUUGUUGUACCGCACCCGGUACGUGGUGGUGGGCACAAGGCUGGCGAUGGCGAGGCUGAGAUGUGUAUACAAACCGCGGGUCGGAAGAGACGAGACCGCUUCUCACGGGCGCGGCGUUGGCUCCAUCAUGUACAGUACAAAACUGGACCAAAAAGUUCGGGAAUGGAAUCCUGAGUUGCUCUUAACCUCAAUUCAAGCUGGCGAUUGAAACAGCACGGUUGACAGCGCCCUGUCAAAGAGCCCCAGUGAGAUGCAGUAUUUUCCCCCAAUGGGCUGUCAUGG